Messenger RNA from Lentinula edodes (shiitake mushroom), 433 nucleotides. RefSeq lists its product as uncharacterized. Gene Ontology annotation, molecular function: RNA binding. The record is from RefSeq and is a predicted model, not a curated record. The transcript is spliced from 2 exons. The coding region runs from base 44 to 400 and encodes 118 amino acids. Gene Ontology annotation, cellular component: cytoplasm; U4/U6 x U5 tri-snRNP complex; U4 snRNP. Lineage: Eukaryota; Fungi; Basidiomycota; Agaricomycetes; Agaricales; Omphalotaceae. Gene Ontology annotation, biological process: mRNA splicing, via spliceosome.
CGCUGACUUCGUUUCUUGACCUCCAUCCUUGAAAACCUUCAUCAUGCCUCCCCCAAAAUCCAAAGGUGGUAAAAUGCUUGGUCUCAUCAAUUGGAGACUCAAGGUCACUAUCAACGAUGGACGCGCUUUGACUGGCCAAAUGCUUGCUUUCGAUAAGCAUAUGAAUCUCGUCCUCGCAGAAUGCGAAGAAUUUCGCCGUGUUCGACCAAAGAAAAAGGCAGGAGAUGAGUCUGCACCGGCAGAACAGGAGUUGAAAAGGACGUUGGGUUUAGUUAUUUUGAGAGGAGAGACGGUCGUCAGUUUGUCAGUCGAGGGCCCUCCACCAGUUGUAGAUGAUGAUAAAAAGAAUACUGUACGCUCGUCACGACUACUGGUAAGAUUUUCUAUGCUGAUUGGUUGAUUAAUAGCUCCCUGUUGGGCCUGGUCGUGGUAU